CGUUGGUCCGGCAACCCUGGAAAAGGCAAAAAAAAAAAAAAAAACGCGGAGCAAAUUACAAAACACCAUGUCGUUCAGUAAUUUGUUAAUGAAAAGCAGCCUCAAUCCGGGCGUGCGCGGUGCCCAGGCUGGCGUCCUGGUGGCCGCCACCCGGCAAGGGCACACCAUCCGCGGCAAGGCGCCCGGCGUGGCCCGUUCGCUGGAACAGCGGGUGCGAGAGGAGACUGCCACGGACCCCGAGGUGGUGGCCCGCGUCAACAUAGGCUUCCCGCAGCUGAAGGAGUCGCGGUCGGCGCAGCUGAAGAAGCGGCUGGAGCACCUGAAGGCCCAGCGGAGCAGCAAGCAACUAGAGCAGCUGGCGCGCAGCAACAAGCUGAUCAUCGACCUGGAGCAGGUGCAGCGCACCUAUGUCAAGACCACCGGGCAGCAUGAUCUCCGCCUGCUGGCCGACCACUACGGCAUCUUCGAGCACCUCUUCGGCAGCGCCUACUUUGUGCCCCGCGUGCCGCUCAGCAUCAGCUACCAGCUGGAGGGCGACAGCCUGGCCCCCGUCUACAAUGGCAACGUGAUCAAGCCGGCGGAGGCGGCCAAGGCGCCGCAGAUCAGCUUCGAGGGCCAGGUGGAUCCCAUCACGGGUCAACCGGCUGGUGGGGACACCUUCUGGACCCUGGUGGCCAGCAAUCCAGAUGCGCACUUCACAAAUGGCCAGGCCGAGUGCCUGCAUUGGUUCAUUGCCAACAUACCCAAUGGCAAGGUGAGCGAUGGUCAGGUGCUGGCCGAGUAUCUGCCACCGUUCCCGCCACGCGGCCUGGGCUACCAGCGCAUGGUCUUUGUGCUGUACAAGCAGCAGGCGCGCCUGGAUCUCGGCGCCUAUCAGCUGGCCGCUGAGGACUAUAGCAACCUGGAGAAGCGCACCUUCAGCACCCUGGACUUUUACCGCCAGCACCAGGAGCAGCUCACGCCCGCUGGCCUGGCCUUCUAUCAGACCGACUGGGAUGAUUCCUUGACGCAGUUCUAUCACGAUGUCUUGAAGCGCAAGGAGCCCGUGUAUGAGUACGACUUCCCGAAGCCGUAUCUGGCCGACCAGAAGUUCUUCCCGCUGAAGCAGCCCUUCAAUCUGUACAUGGACAAGCACCGCGACCAGAAGCAGCUCAACAAGGAGUACCUGGAGCGCAAGCUGGCCAAAACGCAUCCCUUCGACGGGCCGCAGCAGCCGCUCCGCUUCCCCAACGCCCAUCCCAUACGCGAUGUGCCCUCGUGGCUGAAGACCGAGAUCCGGAAGCAGCGCCUCGGCACCGGGCGGGUGCAGGACUACUAGGGAUGCCCAAUGCUGUUAAGUUUGUCUGUGUGUAAUAGUGGUUAACAAGUUCGUUUUUAUUCACUGGAAGUACAUGAGUCGCUAAAAGUACACGGUUGCCUCGUCUGCAAACUACAACUA
Molecule: messenger RNA, 1438 nt
Organism: Drosophila biarmipes
Lineage: Eukaryota; Metazoa; Arthropoda; Insecta; Diptera; Drosophilidae
Gene: mRpL38
Product: 39S ribosomal protein L38, mitochondrial
Exons: 5
Coding region: 68-1318 (416 amino acids)
Cellular component (GO): mitochondrial large ribosomal subunit
Source: RefSeq, a predicted model, not a curated record